AUGGCUUCUGUUGUAUCGAAAGUUGUUGAAUAGUUUGUUGACAAUAGCUGGAUCUGAAAUUGUUGAACUUGGGCUAAUGAUUGUUUGCUAGUAUUAUCCCGAUUUCUGAUAAUGGUGGGAGUUCGAGUGAGUUGAUUAGAGUUUUUGGGGGACCGGGAAUUGGUGAUGUUAGGAGUACGUUUUGAUCCGUUUGUCAAUCAGUGCUGUUUUUCCUGAGAUUUCUAUGAUGUCUUCUCUCUCUUGAUUGUCAAUUCUGUCAUCUCAGUGAACCUCCUCUCAUACUAGCUUUCACUCUGAUAUCCAACAUGCUAAGUAGAUACCCAGGUCGUCUCAUCCGUCUUAUACCUACAUCGCCUAAUUCUCCCUCGACGAUUGCCAUGAAAACACUCUUCAACCACCGCCUUUCUUCCACGCCUUCAGAAGCACGAGAAGAGUGGCACCAGAUUGUAGAAGGCACUCACCCACUAUGGCAGGACAUCCCUUCCCAAAAACUCGAGUUAAUCCGCUCAUUCUUCAACACCAUCAACCUCGAAAUCCUGAAAAGGACUCGCAAAACCUCUGCAUUCAACUUCCAGACUGCAUCAGUAGGAAAUCUGUUCCUAACCGGCGCCCGUCUGUUCACGGGUUCAUUCGAAAGUGCAAUAUACCUCUUCGGAGCCAUUACCAAUGUUCCAGCAAACAUCAAAGUCAUCCCCGCAAUCAACAGUAACUUCAGCCACCACAUAGCCGCCGGUCUCCAAGACGGCACCCAAAUCGUAGGCCAAAACGAAAUCUCCCACCCCUCAGCCCCAACCGCCUUCCCCUCCUCCUUCCCCUCCCCCUACGACCACGACACCCCCCACGAAGACGCCCACCUCCCGGGCUCUCUCCCCUCCCUGCGCAAACAAAACAUCAUCUUCGCCAAAUCCCACACUUCCGAUUUACCCACCCCCAUCGAAAGAAUCUGGUACAUAAACCCCUACGGCCAAGAGCUCCGUCCGACACCCAACCCCAAAGUCCUCCAAGCCAUCAAGGAAGCAAACGGCGUAGUCUACUCCAUCGGCAGCCUCUACACCUCCAUCCUCCCAUGUCUCAUCCUCCGCGGUGUCGGCUCCGCUAUCCGCGAGAAGCCCUUUAAGAUCCUCAUCCUCAAUGGCUCGCUGGAUCGCGAGACACGGUGGGAGGGCGGGGAGUACACUGCGAAGGAGUUCGUGCGAGCGAUUGCCCGUGCCGGGUGGAGUUCUGAGUUCCCUCCUGCUGAACUGGGAGGGGUUAUAGGUGCGGAAGGAGGGGGUGAGGUGGGGGAGAUGGAGUAUCGGUGUUAUGUGUCGCAUAUUAUUCAUUUGCAAGGUGAGGGGACGCCGCGGGUUGAUAAGGCGGAGAUGGCGAGGUUGGGGAUUGAGACGGUGAGGAUUUAUGGGAGGAGGAGGGAGGGGGAGGGGGGCAUGGUUUAUGAUGGGACGGCGUUGGAGCAGGCGCUGGAGGCUAUUAUGGGGCGGAGGGAUUUGAGGAGUGAUAGGAGUCGGAGGAAUACUUUGGGGAAUGCUUUGAGUUAGAUCUUUUUGGUAAGUAGGGCGUAGGGGGUUAGGAUAGGUAUGUUAGGUUGCGUUAUUAUAUUCUUAAUAGUCGUAUAAUAGUCAUUCAAGAAGUUUUAGUACUCCACGCUCUAGAUAAAAGCCUGCAGG
Messenger RNA from Hymenoscyphus albidus, 1664 nucleotides. The record is from the annotation of a GenBank genome assembly. Lineage: Eukaryota; Fungi; Ascomycota; Leotiomycetes; Helotiales; Helotiaceae.